AUGUCCUUAUACGGAGGAAUCAAGUUCACCUCCAUUCCCAACGUGAAUGGGGAAAAGCAACAAUCUAACGAACAAUCAUCUUCUCAAGCACAAGCACAAGCUCAAGCUCAAUCGCUGAAUCAAUCACAAGCAUCUUCUUCCAGUUCAUCUUCCACGGGAACACAUACGAAUGAACCAAAGCCUCAGAUACAAAAACCCGGAGAAUGGUCAGCAGCAUUGAAAUUCGCUCCAAGAGUGAAUAAACCGAAACCUGCUCCUGCAACUACUCGUCCAAGUGGAUUCACUUCUUCAAUCGCAAGUGCACCAACACCUACAACCGGACUCGGAAGUGAAAGUGGGGUGACAGAAAGUAGAGUUGAUACAAUAAGAUCUGCCGAACCUAUCAUUACCAUAGCUCCGACUCCAGGCGCAGGAGUAGGAUUAUCAACUUUAGAACAGAAUGAAGAUGAAAUACAGUUUGGUCCAGAUGGAUUGCCACUGGCUAAAGCUCCAGCAAUGAUCUUGGAUACAAAAGGGAAGAGAGGAAGAGAAGGCGACGACAAAAAGAAGAAGAAAAAGAAAAAGAGGAAGAACAACUUCCAACCGCUCUUGCCGACAUUCGAUCCGGAAGAACAAUAUGAUCCUAAUAGGCCAAACGAUCUAGGUGAAUAUCAACAGUAUAGAAAGAAAUUGAGAGAAGAAAGAAGGAUCAAAUUACUUGAAGAGAGAAGAAGGAAAGCUCAAGGCUUGAGUAGUGGUGAAAGUAGUUAUUAUACUGAUAGUGAAGAUGAUGCACCAAGAAGAGAUGCUCCAAAAAUGUUCGCUCCUCCUAAGAUAUAUAACGAGUCUGCAUCCACGAAUAAAUUCCCUCCUCCGCCUUCCAUUGCAGCUCCUUCAGCUUCAGGAGACGAUGCUUAUGCUAGAAGGGCAGCUUUGUCUUCGCAACCCGCCAGCAGUGAUGAUGCUUAUGCAAGGAGGGCAGCUCUGUCUCAAAAUUCUGCAAGUGGAGAUGACGCAUAUGCUAGAAGAAUAGCAAUGUCCCAAGGCGUCGCACCACCUUCUUUCGCCCCUUCAUCAUACGCACCUGCUCCACCCUCGUUCCAAUCACCACAAUCACCACGACCACCACCCUCUUUCGCACCGCCAUCCCAAUCCUCGUUUGACAUGCCUUCCAAUGCAUCAUCAUCUGAUAUCCCAGGUUUCGGAUUGUCUUCCUCGUCCUCAGCCCCAGUACCGACACCUAGCAUUUCAAACGCUGAGAAAGACGAUUUCGCAAAGAUGCUCGAAGAAAGAAAGAAAGCCGCUGAAGCGAUAGCGGCAAAAUUCAAAGCACUUGCUGGAGGUGGACAAUCGGCACCUUCUCUACCAGUGCCACCUGUAAAUGCACCUAUUUUAGCCGAUACCGAAGACAGUGGUAACGGAACUUUUGCUGAGAAGAUGAUGCGAAAAUGGGGUCAUCAAGAAGGAUCCACUCUUGGAAUACGAAAUGAGGGUCUUCUUCAUGCGUUAACAGCAGAACAUGUGACCAAUCAACCUCAACUGAAACCAGGAGAACAAUUAUCCAAAAGACAACUAGCGAAACAAAAAGCUGCAGCUGCAAAUGCCAAAAAUCGAAAAUGGGUUCAAGCUACAAAUGCAAGAGGAAGAAUUGUUAACGCGAACGAAGAUGCAAGACUCGUAGAUCAAAGAGGAAAGAAAGGUGAAGAAAGCAGAGUCAUAUGUCUGGUUGGUUUAGUUGGGAGCGUGGAUGAAGUAGAUGAAGAGUUAAGUGAUGAGAUAGGUGAAGAAUGUAGUAAACAUGGGAUCGUUGAAAGAGUUGUUCUACAUAUGGUUGAACCUCCGCCUCCUGAACCAGAAGAAUGUUUGAGGAUUUUCGUGGUCUUCUCGGGAAUGGCAGGUGCUUGGAGAGCUAUCAAAGAACUAGAUGGCAGAUUUUUUGGCGGAAGGAAAAUUAGAGUUACUUAUUUCGAUGAAGCGCGAUUCGACAGGGGUGAUAGGGACGGUGAGAUUCUGUGA
Messenger RNA from Kwoniella shivajii, 1995 nucleotides. RefSeq lists its product as uncharacterized. NCBI's taxonomy places the organism in Eukaryota, Fungi, Basidiomycota, Tremellomycetes, Tremellales, Cryptococcaceae. The transcript has 7 exons. The record is from RefSeq and is a predicted model, not a curated record. Gene Ontology annotation, molecular function: RNA binding. Gene Ontology annotation, biological process: mRNA cis splicing, via spliceosome. The coding region runs from base 1 to 1995 and encodes 664 amino acids. Gene Ontology annotation, cellular component: precatalytic spliceosome.